CUCUCUUGUCUGUCUCUGACUGACAACGCUAAAGAAUUGAUAUUUCAACUGUGAUCGCAAAACCCAAACCCAAACCCGAUUCGUUUCAAUGGCGAAGAAAUCUCCCAUUUGAUUUCACUGCUUUCUCACGCUACUGCGACUGUCCCUCUCUCUGUUCCCCCCCAUUUAUGCUUCAGCUUAAAGCUCCCCCACGCCAGAUCCAGAAUUAGUGGCCGAGUGGUUAAUUUAUUACCAGUUACGGGGAAACAGAUUUGGAUUUUAGCUUCCUGGUUUUCAACUUUGGGUUGCAUUUUGUCAAGUGUUUGGUGGGCAUUUGGCUUCGGAUUCGCAUUUUGGGGGGUAAAGGGAAGAAUCCGUUUUCUGGGUCUGGGAAGCGGCGAAGUCUUGUGUUUGGUUUGGGGACGGACAUAUUUGGUGGGGAUUCUGUGUCUGGUGCUUUGGUUUGAUGCUUGGUUGGGAGUGACAUUGCUCGCUCUUGGUUUAUGCUUGAGGCUUGUUGGUUUAGGGUUUGGAUUGGGAGGGCUCUGUUUGAUAUUCUCCAAUCUCGUGGAAAUCGAACAAAGAAACAACACAACUGUUUGAAGAUGGUUUCUAAAUGAAUGGGUGCAGAAACCUGGGGGCCUGAAGGUGAUGGUAGAUUAGUGUGUUGUAAUGUCGAGAGUAGCAAAGUGGAAGCUUGAAAAGACAAAAGUAAAAGUGGUCUUCCGGUUGCAGUUUCAUGCUACACAUAUUCCACAAGCUGGAUGGGACAAGUUAUUUAUAUCUUUCAUUCCGGCUGAUUCUGGAAAGGCAACAGCAAAGACAACAAAAGCAAAUGUGAGAAAUGGGACAUGCAAAUGGGCUGAUCCUAUCUAUGAAACCACAAGACUUCUCCAAGAUGUCAAAAGCAAACAAUAUGAUGAAAAGCUGUAUAAAUUUGUUGUGGCAAUGGGUUCUUCUCGAUCGAGUGUUUUUGGUGAAGCUAGCAUCAAUCUUGCUGAUUAUGCUGAUGCACUGAAGCCUUCUGCUGUUGCAUUGCCUCUUCAUGGAUGCAACUCUGGAACUAUUUUACAUGUCACAGUUCAGCUGCUAACUUCUAAAACUGGAUUCAGGGAAUUUGAGCAGCAGAGGGAACUUCGAGAAAGGGGAUUGCAGAUAGGUGCUGAUUCAAAUAAACAUGAUGGUUUUGGUACUGAUGAAGUAUCAUCUUCCGAACAGAUUACAAAUGAUCAGGUUGAAAAGAUCGAUGCAAGAGUUAGAUUUAAAACAGAAUCUAAGGACCUUCCUUCACUAGAAGAAGAAACGAAUUUAACUGAAGAUUAUGCAGACUCCGCUGUGGGAUUUGAUGGAUCAUCUAAUACUUCAGAAAGUUUAUAUGCUGAAAAGAACGACAAUUCUAGCACACAUGAGAUUGAUAGCCUGAAAAGUGCAGCAUCUGGUGAUCUAAAUGGACUUUCCCAUUUUCAAAACUCUCUGGAGGAGAAAAGGGAUACCUCUGAACGUCGGAUUUCGGUGCAGGGUAGCAGUGAUUGGGUUCAUGGCUGGAGUUCUGACUAUUCCAUGGAAAAUGACUUGGCAAUUGCUUAUGAGGAGAAUAGUAGACUUAGGAGCAGUUUGGAAGUGGCUGAAUCUUCUAUUCAUGAGCUUAAGGUGGAGGUUAGCUCUUUAAAAAGUCAUGCAGAUGAAAUAGGCACUGAAACUCAAAAAUUUGCCCAUCAAUUGGCUGCCGAGAUUGCUUCAGGAGAAGAACUGGCAAAAGAGAUUUCCACCAUGAAGCUGGAGUGUUCAAAGUUAAAAGGUGAUCUGGAACAACUUAAAAGUCAAAAAUCAAGCCCACAACAUAUGAGCAUGGAAAUUCAAAACAGCAACCAGGAUAAGUUAUUUGAAGGUAUGCAGGCUAGAUGGUUUAAGGGGCUUUUGCUCAUGGAGGAUAAGAUUAGAGAGCUUCAAAAUAAGGUGUAUCUUAACUUCAAUGAUAGAGAGUUCAGGUUCCUUGACUCAGACAUGGAGGCGUUACUUCUUAUUGUUAAGGAGUUCAAACAAGGAACUGGGGAAGCAAUUUCUCUACUGAAUUUACCUUCAGAAGUGAAAAAUGUAGAGAAAAUAGAAAUGAGUCCACGUGAAAAUGAACAAUUUAUAUCAGGAAGUGGGUUAGAUGUCGACUUGUAUCAGCCACCAGAUAUGCUUCAUUGUAUAAGCAUUCCCAGCAUAGGGACCCAAGAACUAGAUUCUGUUGAUGCUACUAAUGCAAUUAAAGGAAAAAUCUUUGAACUUCUGAGGGAGUUGGAUGAAGCCAAAGUGGAAAAAGAAAGCCUUGGAAGAAAAAUGGACCAGAUGGAGUGCUACUAUGAGGCUCUUGUUCAGGAGCUUGAGGAAAAUCAAAAGCAGAUGCUUGGAGAGUUGCAGAACCUAAGAAAUGAGCACUCCACUUGCCUGUACAGUAUUGCCACGACUACUGCUGAGAUGGAAUCCAUGCGCCAAGAUAUGAAUGAGCAAAUAUUAAAAUUCUCUGAAGAGAGAUGUGACUUGGAUUCAAUUAACAAGGAGCUUGAAAAGAGGGCUGUUACUUCAGAAGCAGCACUGAGGAGGGCUCGCUUGAAUUACUCUAUUGCAGUUGAUCAAUUACAAAAGGACCUUGACUUGCUCUCUUUCCAGGUUUUAUCUAUGUUUGAGACUAAUGAGAACCUUAUUAAACAAACCUUUUCAGAAACUUCACGAUUGUGCUUUCAUGGGCACCUAGAUGCGAGGCAGAUUCCAGAAGAAUCCGAUGCCACUAAACUUUUGCUACAUCAGAACCAAAAUGCAGGGGUAAAGAAACAAGUCUUGGGUGGAGAUAUUCUUUUAGAGGACAUGAAAAAAUCUCUCCUCUUGCAGGAAGGGCUUUACCAGAAGGUUGAAGAAGAACUCUCUGGGAUGCAUAUGGAAAAUGCAUACUUAGAUGUUUUCUCAAAGAUUCUACAAGAAACUUUACAUGAAGCAAGUGCUGACAUUAUUCUUAUGAAAAAGAAAAUAUGUGAACUUGCACAGCAUUUAGACCUUUCAAAUGAGUCUAAGAAUUCUUUAAUGCUACAACUACAAACUGCUAUGGAUGAUGUCCAGAGCCUGAAGCAGUACAAAGCUACUUGCAUUGCUAGGUGCAGUGAUAUGGCUCUGCAGAAUCAAAAUUUAGAAGCAAAGUUAGGAAGUCUUCGCAAUGAAAAUUGUCUCCUUACUCGGAAGAUCACAGAGUUGGAAGUGCUGGUGAAUGAAUGCAAAAGCUACCAAAGCAAAUAUAAAGCUUGCUCUGCUGAGAAAACAGACUUGGCAAAUUUGUUAAAGGAGGAAACUGUAAACAAUGUGAAUCUUCAAAAUGGCAUAUCAUCCUUGAGAGAAGAACUGAACACUCUCAGAGCUGAACAUGGCAAGCUGACAUAUUCAGAGCAAAAUUUGCAGCAAGUUGUUACUGUUCUAGAAGACAAUUUGGGGAGUCUGUUGGCCUCUUACAAUAAGCAAUUUAAUGGAUCUUUUCCCUUGUCCAAGUCUGUGUCCCAGGAUGCAGAGUCGAGGGAUUUGGUGGGUAUCCUUUCUCAGUUGAAACAGAUCCAGCAUAAUGCAUGUGAAAAGGUACUUCAACUUUUGCAAGAGAAGAAAAAUAUGGAGGAUGAAAGAGAUCUUGCUCUGUUGUCCUCAAGUACUGCCAACUCGGAAAUUCUGGUUGCAAAGCGGAAAUUCAAGCAUGAAAUUCAGAAUAUGGCCACUAAACUAGAGGCAUCCAAUGUCCUUUUGGAACAGUUUCAGUUGGAGCUGGAGACCCUUGGUAAUAAGCUCCAUGUUAGCUCUGAAGCUGAAGAAAAAUAUGUAUGCCAGAAUGAAGAGAUUUUGGCUGAUCUAGCAAUUUUCGAAGUUGAGUUGCAACGACUCAGUUCUAUGAAUAUGGACCUUGCCAAAGAGAUUUCGGGUUUGGGCACCAUCACCGAGGAACUCGUAAAUAGUAAGUUGAUGAUAACUGAGUUAGAGCAAGAAAAGAAGGGUCUAACAAUAUCUCUACAGGAUAAAACUGCUGAAAUUAGCAAGCUGACAUCUGAACAUGAUAGUUUGGAAGGAAGUUUGAGAUUUCUGCGUGAUGAGUUGCAUGUGGAAAGAAGGUUCAGAGAUAAACUAGAGGGGACUAUUACAGAUUUAACCUCCCAAUUGAAUGAGAAGCAUGACCAAUUGCUCCAGUUCUCACAGCAUGAAGCUGAACUGGUACAUCUGAGACAACUGUUAUCAGAUCUAGAACUAGAGAAAUCUAGAGUCUCCCAUAUUUUGCUAGAGCACGAGGAAUGUCUAAAAAAACUUAGUAAAAAAUCUUAUUGUCUUAAUGAUCUGGAAAGUCAGUUAACAGAAAUGCAUGAAUAUAUAAUUGUUGCAGAUAUUAAGGUUGUAUUCAUAAGAAUUCAGUAUGAAACACAAAUUGAGGAGCUUGCCCUGAAACUUCAGUCUUCAGAGAGUCAUUUUCUGGAGGUUAGCAAAAAGCUUUUUGAUACAGAGGCUAUGCUGAAUUGCUCACUUGCUGGUGAAGCACAUUGCAUUGAAGAAAAUGCAAACUUAGUGACAACUGUUGAGUCCCUGAGAUCAGAGUUGAAAUCAUCUGUAGCUCAGCAUGCUGUUCUGUCAGAUGUAAACAGCAUUCUGGCUGUGCAACUGGAGGAAUACAAGAAGAGCAUGGCAACAUUGGAAGUUAAUCUUGCAAUGAAUGAAAAUGAGCAUUGUCUAGAGGUGGAACAGCUGAAGCGUAUGCUAGAACUUUCUGAACAAGAGAUAGAUGACCUGAUUUCCUCCAAGGAGGAAUUGGAAAUCACCCUGAUAGUUCUCAAAGCUAAAUUGAAUGAAUUCCAUGUUCAUAUCACCUCACUGGAAGAAUAUGAUGAUGAACUGAUGAAGCUGCAGAACCAGUGUAAUGAGCUCACUCAAAGACUAACUGAACAGAUUAUGAAGACUGAAGAGUUCAAGAAUCUGUCAACCCAUUUGAAGGAGCUUAAAGACAAGGCUGAAGCUGAAUGUCUCCAUGCUCGGGAAAGAAAAGAGCCCGAAGGGCCAUCAGUUGCUAUGCAGGAGUCAUUGAGAAUUGCCUUCAUCAAGGAACAGUAUGAAACCAGGCUACAAGAAUUGAGGCACCAGCUUUCUGUUUCAACAAAGCAUGGAGAGGAGAUGCUGUGGAAAUUGCAAGAUUCUCUUGAUGAACUCGAGAAUAGGAAGAAAUCUGAAGCUUCUUACUUGAAGAGAAAUGAAGAGCUAUCACUGAAGAUAUUGGAACUAGAGGCUGAAUUACAGUCCAUAGUUUCUGAAAAACGUGAAAAAAUCAAGGCUUAUGACUGUAUAAAGGCAGAACUGGAAUGUGCAGUAUUGAGCCUUGAAUGUUGCAAGGAAGAAAAACUAAAGCUUGAAGAUUCUUUUCAGGAGUGCAGGGAGGAGAACAGUAGAAUUGCAACUGAACUUACCAAGAACAAGGGCCAGCUGGAGAUUUCUGUAUCUCCUGUGAAUAUUCUACGGGGAGAAAGUAUGUCAGAUCAACUGGACCACAUACCUGGCGGUACAGUUGCAGCAAAAGAUUACAAGGAAAAUCCAGUUGCAGGUAGUUCAAGCCUUGAUACUGUGGCCACUGUCAGCAAUGGCUCAACCGGAACACCUUUAAAGUUCUCAGAAAAACACGAUUUAAUGAACUAUCAUGCAGGAGAAGAUCAAAGCUCAAUCCCAGUCCUAUUGGUUGAAGGUGAACAUACAACUGUAACUGCAAAAGUUCAAGCUUUCCAGGAUGUUCUUGUAUCAGCAAGUGUUGAUGGAAAUUCUAAGGAUGGAUUUCUAGAGCAGGGCUCCUCGCAACACAAUGACUCAGAGCAUUUAUCUGUUAUGUACAGCCAUCUUAAAACACACAGCUUGAGAUCUAGCAUGGAUAACUUACACAAAGAGUUGGAGAGAAUGAAAAAGGAGAAUUCGCUUCUUCCAGAGGAUGAUCACCCUUUUGACACAAGUGUUGAAGGUUUACAUGAAGAACUGAUGUGGUUAGACAAGGCGAAUGAAGAGUUGAGAAGCGUAUUCCCUUCAUUUGAUGAAUUACCGGAGAGUGGGAAUGCAUUAGAAAGAGUACUAGCAUUGGAAAUUGAGCUUGCUGAGGCGCUGAGGGCAAAGAAGAAAUCAAACACCAUCUUCCAGAGUUCAUUCCUAAAGCAGCACAGUGACGAGCAAGCAGUCUUGCAAAGCUUUAGAUACAUAAAUGAGCUCAUCAAAGAGACCGUGGAAACAAAGGGAAGGUCUGCGGCUGUGGAGAGGGAGCUCAAAGACAUGCAUGACCGGUAUUCUCAACUGAGUCUCCAGUUUGCUGAAGUUGAAGGAGAGAGGCAGAAACUGAUGAUGACGCUCAAGAAUGCCCGCACAUCUAAGAAGUUUGUACCCUUGAAUCAAUCAUCAUCAGCUAGUCUCGGGGACAAGCCCUUGUAGGCCGAGUUUGAACCCUGGAUGCCUUGCUCGCAAAUUUUCCAAAUGCUUCACCACCAGACCUGUGUUAGGGCACAUCAACCGGUUUUUUAAGUUAUGCGUUCAAAUUGCCAUCCAAUGGGCUACUCUGCUGACCAUCUUCAGUUUCAAGGAUGGCUUGAAACAAAGCUUUCAGGGAUGUAAGAAGGUAAUGACGGUUUCCUUGUAAAUAAUGAAUGCCCUUCACAGCUUACAGUACAAGGUGUAGAUGUCUAUAAUAUUUGGACAAUUUCCCCCUAUCUAUAGUUUCCUUUUCCUUUUCCUUUUCCCCCUCCUCUCUGGGUGUAAUUCCUCUGUAUAGGAAAUUAUAUUCUUUAUUGACAUUUUCUUCAUUAGCUAAAGCCAUGCAAGAAGUA
This is a messenger RNA of Diospyros lotus (date-plum), 6827 nucleotides long. RefSeq lists its product as uncharacterized. The transcript has 12 exons. The coding region runs from base 652 to 6435 and encodes 1927 amino acids. The record is from RefSeq and is a predicted model, not a curated record. Lineage: Eukaryota; Viridiplantae; Streptophyta; Magnoliopsida; Ericales; Ebenaceae.